This is a messenger RNA of Parnassius apollo (apollo), 2943 nucleotides long. Lineage: Eukaryota; Metazoa; Arthropoda; Insecta; Lepidoptera; Papilionidae. The record is from the annotation of a GenBank genome assembly.
AUGAAAAACGAACCCUGUAAUGUUUGCGGUAGUAGGGACUUAAAUCUUAUUGAUGGAUUCUAUUAUUGUGUUGAAUGUGGUACACAAGAUAUCAACGUCCGUGAAACUAUUGUAGAGCAGACAUAUUUAGCUGAUGGAACCCUUGCUUUAGUCGGAGGAAAAAGGUUUUCUACAAUCGUCAAAGAUGGAAUUGAAAUGAGUGGGGAAUGGCACAAAUGGCACGCCUAUAACUUUAUCCUAGCUGGUCUGACAGAUGAGUUAAUUGGUCUUGGGGCUAAACCCAGCGUAAAAAUGAAGGUGCUCUGGAUCUGGACACGGUAUAUAAAACGAUUUCAAGUGAAAGAGGACUUAGAAUUGAAGAGUAAAACAGGAAAAGAUAGUUUAAAUAUUUCUCAAAUAUCAAAAACCCAGAUCGACAAUGAUAACAGUGAACAAGAAGAAGAGUCAGAAGUUAAGAAAAAGAAAAUUAAAUCUGAAAAAUUUACAAAGGACAUCAAGAUUGUGACAAAAGGUUUAUUACUUGCUAUACUAUAUGUAGCUUUAAAUUUAGAUAAAAGUGAUAUACAGCUGUCGCAUUUGUUUAGGUUUAUUAAAGAGGGUAGAUUAAGUUUUUUAAAUUGUACUAAGUAUAUUCCAAAAGAAAUAGACAUAAAAGCGAUACCGCAUUGGAAAAGCUUCAUUCUUUGUCAAAGUGAUUAUAAUUCACAUUCAAUUAGAGCUUAUGCUAUGACGUGUAUUAAAGCUUUAGAUCUUGGUCUUCCCUUUGUUCCAGAUUUAAAAAAGAUCAUAAAUAACUAUAUGAAAGAACUGUGCCUUCCAAACGAUUUUAAGAAUUUAGUUUAUUCUCUUAUGCUUUACCAUCCAUGUGAUUAUCUUGACAUAGAUCGCGCCACUAAAAGCUGUUUAGUACGGCUUCCUGAUUAUGAAAAUGCUGCUAUGUCGUAUGUUCUUGUUGCGUUAAAAAUAUGCUUUGGCUUGGACUGUGAUUACGAAAUGCGAAUAUCAGAUGUGGUUGACAAAAUCAAUUAUGAAGAAAAUCAUUUAAAAUCACACAAAUUAGGUAUUUAUUUAGAAAUAACAGAUAGAUUAUUUUCCUUUCGAGAAUGGACUCGUUUUUUACAAUUUAGGAAAAUUGUGUUGUGUCAACAUUAUUUGCCAAUGGCCAGACAAUACAAUCAAGAAGUUGAUGAUUAUGUUCUUAUGGAACAUUUGGAAGAAAGAAACAAACAUCCUGUGAAACUAAGGGAUGAAGUUACAAUGGACAUUUUGAAUAAAAUACCUUACAAACAUGACAUCAAGCCUAUACCUAAAACUGAAUUCCAGGCUUGUUUGACUCCUAUGUCUACAUACACAGAUGUUAUAGUAACAUAUGUUCUGGACGAUGAGUUGAGGCUGUUGUUGAGUGAAGAUUUUACUCAAUAUGCUUUAAAAUAUGCUACUGAAGAUUUAAAACUUUUUGAUCAAUAUAUGAAAAACUUAAUUGUAGGCGUUAGUAAUUCAUAUAAAAAAAUAGAAUCAGCUAUAAGAAAAAAUUUUGAUUCAAAGAAAGGAAAUGCUACUAUGGUGUUUGUAAGGAACUGUGAAAAUAAAAAUUGGUUGAAAACACAGCCGCCGGCUGCAGAACAUAUAACAAAAUUUUCCGAAAAUAAAACAUGUGAAAGUGAUCAUGGCGACGACUCAUGCAUUGAAAUUACUCCAGAUGAAACUAAUAAAGAUGUAAAUGAUAUAGAUUGCAAUACAAAACUUGAAUAUUUUGAAGAGGAAAAAGAAAAUAUUAAUAUAUUUGAUGAUAAUUUUGAUGAUUUUAAUGAAGAAGAUAAAUCUGUCAUAGAGCCGUUCGGUAACAGCACUGAACAUUUUAAUGAUAGCAGAAUUGACGGAUCUGAUAUUGUAAAUAGUCGUACAUUUCCUAAAUUUGAUCCAGAUAAUUUUGACAAAGCAAAAAUUAUUAAUGAACUUAUUUUGUCUGCAUGCACGAAGUAUAAAAUAACAUUGCCUAAAGAAAAUAAAACAAGAGUGUCUAGAAAGCGUAGAAACGAUCACGCGAACACUGAUGCAGAAGAAAUCGCACCUAAAAAGAAGAAGCCAAUGAAUACAGCAAAACUGAAUGAUGGGCAAAUGAAAGUUAACGAUGUGAUUGCUGCAUAUUACAAUUACCUAGACUGUGAUGAACUUACAAAAGUAUCGGAACAAGUUAAACAUGCUGUCGAUGCCAUAGAUAAUAAUCAUGAAGAAGUUUUUAAUGAAACCCAAAUAUUCAUUCACAGUGCAAACAGUGAAAGUGAAAAUGUUGAUAACACACCACUCAAUAAUUCAGAUCACUUUGUGCAGUCAGAUGUAAUCAGCGACACCCUUUGUACAGAUAACUUAAAUGAUACUAAUUCUGAACAAUGUGAAUUAGAUACAUGUGUUAACAAAUACGAUUCCGAUUUUGACGAAAAGACGCACGAUAUUAAACAGUUAUAUGUUAAAUUGAACAGUGAUACCCCUAUUGAUAAUGUUCCAAAUGUAAGCGAUGAUGUAGACAUAGAUAGAAUAAUUUCUAACAAAAUACAAGAAUUUACUAACUACGAUGAAAAUCUUAUUGAAGAUGUAGGAAAUAAUGACACUGAUUCCAGUGAUAAUGAUGAAGAUGAUUACGAUUUUCUAGAAAAGAGUAAAUUUGAAAAAGAAAAGAUCGAAAACCAAAACAAUUUGGAGCCAUUGAUUAAACAUCCGCUAAAAAAAAAAGAAUUUAAGUAUUGGAUACGACAUUAUAAUUCCAGGACCAUUGGAAAGAAUUUGGAUAUGCAUCAAAAAUUUGAUACAGAGCUGAAAGAUAAGUAUCCAGCCAGUUUUUAUUUUGUUAUAAGCGAAUGCGCGGCCGUAUUAGGUUGUUCGACGUACAGUCUUUAUAAAGGUAUGCAGAGUUUAGAGGAGAUAAUUUUUGCGAAAUCCAAUUAA